AUAAACGCACAAUAAUUGUCUUCAACGUGCUCUUUUAUGAAAAGGAACAGGAAAGUUAAAAAUUUGUAGUGCCUUUUCUUAAGCUUAGUUAUUUUUCACAAACGUAUUUAUAUUGUGAUAGUGAAAUAAAAUAAUAGUUAUUAUGGAAAAAAGUAAACAGUGUUACAUGUUUCAGAAGCGGACUAAAUGGAGUGAACCCUUUCUAUUUAACAGUAGGGACAGUAUUUUUGAAGUAAUUUUUAAAACCGUUAAUUUGCUACAGCAAGAAGCUCAAAGCUUAACUCAGUCUAAAUAUGUGAAAUCACUUUGGCAAGCGUGUAUGGUGCUCGGUUCGGUAACAAUAAAAAGUACAUUGUUAAUUUCGUUAAUUAUGAUUAUCUUUUUUGUUAAUGGUAUAAAUGGAACUUCUGUGGAAAAAGUUUUUUUGCGGAAAAGUAAUGAUUACAACUUGGCAUUGGUGUCAUCCGCCCAGAAAUCGGAAAGUUCACUUACGCGAAGAAAUAUAUGGAAGGAAUUUCGGAUAGUGGGUAUUCGUUUGGAGGACGGGACAGUAGAGACAGAAAAUGCUGUUCCAAGUGUGUUAAUAGACAAGGAACAAUCUUUUCGAGUGUUCGGUAGCGGAUUACAAAACAACACAGCUAUAACAUUUACCAAUGAACAAAAUGAUUAUGGUGGUCCAUGUCUAAAACCAGCUACUGACUUGUUUACCCCGAUAGAAGUAGCCCCUGAUGGAUUUUCUGCACUGUACUCAGUAAAGUUUCCCUCAUUUAUAAAUGAAUUUUAUAUUUGUGCCAAAACUGCUGAGGAUGCAACAUAUCAUAGCAAAGCUGCAAACACAACGCCUUUGGAACACCAAGGAAAUUCCGAUUGCUUGAAAAUAAAAACGUAUGAACCAUUACUACCCGUAUGGCUGGCAAUUAUCAUCAUUGUCACAUGCUUAUCCUUCUCAGCUUUAUUUUCUGGGCUUAACUUGGGUUUAAUGUCAAUGGACCGCACAGAAUUAAAGAUUCUGCGAAACACCGGCACAGAAAAAGAAAAAAAAUAUGCGUCGAAGAUUGCCCCAGUUCGAGAUCAAGGUAAUUAUCUUUUGUGCAGUAUUCUGUUGGGUAAUGUGUUGGUUAACUCAACCUUUACCAUUCUGCUGGAUGGAUUAACUUCUGGACUUUUUGCGGUUAUAUUUUCCACAUUGGCCAUCGUACUAUUUGGUGAAAUUACGCCACAGGUAAGCUUACAAUCAAGAUCCCAUAACAGCUAUAUGUAA
Drosophila eugracilis is the source of this 1261-nucleotide messenger RNA. It is a transcript of the gene uex, whose product is annotated as unextended protein. Gene Ontology annotation, molecular function: transmembrane transporter activity. Gene Ontology annotation, biological process: transport; magnesium ion homeostasis. Lineage: Eukaryota; Metazoa; Arthropoda; Insecta; Diptera; Drosophilidae. The record is from RefSeq and is a predicted model, not a curated record. Bases 143 to 1261 code for a protein of 372 amino acids. Gene Ontology annotation, cellular component: plasma membrane. The transcript is spliced from 4 exons.